CCUGCCCCUGUGUGUCCUCACUCAAAGACAAACUCAUCGAACUCCAGCAAAGACCAAGACUCUUCAGAGAUCUAUUUUUGAAGAACUUUUACACCAGCUUUUUCCAAUCAAACAUGGUGUCCACAGGUCUACAGAUGCUGGGCGCUGCCCUGGGCAUCAUAGGAUGGAUUGGCGCUAUCAUCGUUUGUGCUCUCCCCAUGUGGAGAGUCACUGCCUUCAUUGGGAGCAACAUUGUCACCUCACAGACGAUCUGGGAGGGCAUCUGGAUGAAUUGCGUGGUCCAAAGUACUGGUCAAAUGCAAUGUAAGGUCUAUGAUUCUAUGCUGGCCUUAAGCUCUGAUCUCCAAGCAGCUCGAGCACUUACCAUUAUCUCUAUUGUGGUUGGAAUCUUGGGCAUUCUACUUGCUGUUGCUGGGGGCCAGUGCACUAACUGUGUGGAAGACAAGCAGUCAAAAGCCAAAGUUGGCAUUGCCGCGGGGGUGGUUUUCAUCGCCGCUGGUGUCCUGUGUCUCAUUCCUGUCUGCUGGACAGCCCAUACCAUUGUCCAGGACUUCUAUAACCCCAUGCUGGUCAGCGCCCAGAAGAGGGAGCUUGGUACGAUCAUCACCUGUGCUAUGCCUAUGUGGCGCGUGACUGCUUUCGUUGGAGCUAACAUCGUAACUGCUCAGGUCAUUUGGGAAGGCUUAUGGAUGACCUGUGUAGUCCAAAGCACUGGCCAGAUGCAGUGUAAGGUGUAUGACUCACUGCUAGCGCUACCUCAGGAUCUCCAAGCAGCUCGGGCGAUGGUGAUAAUAUCAAUAAUAGUUGGGAUUUUUGGAGUGCUCAUGGCAAUAGUUGGAGGCAAGUGUACGAAUUGCAUUGAGGAGGAAGCGUCAAAGGCCAAAACGUGCAUCGUAUCUGGAGUGAUUUUUAUCAUUGCUGCUUUUCUGAUCAUUAUUCCGGUGUCCUGGUCGGCCCAUGCUGUAAUAAGGGACUUUUAUAACCCCAUCCUUACAGCGGCACAGAGGAGAGAGCUAGGAGCAUCAUUGUAUAUCGGGUGGGGUGCGGCUGGACUGCAAUUGCUUGGAGGAGGCCUACUCUGCAACAACUGCCCUCCUAAAGAUAGUCCACCCUACAUGCCUGCCAAAUUCAUCCCGGCGAGGAGCAUCUCCAACUCUAAUGCGGACUAUACUGGCACUCCUUGUUCUGGCAAACGUUUUGAAGCCUUUUACACCAUGGCAUCUGCUGGCCUCCAGAUUCUUGCUGUCUUUUUGGCUACUGUUGGCUUCAUUGGAGACAUCAUCAUCUGUGCUCUGCCCAUGUGGAAGGUAACAGCUUUCAUUGGAAACAACAUUGUCACUGCUCAGACCUUCUGGGAGGGCCUCUGGAUGAAUUGUGUCAAGCAAAGCACCGGCCAAAUGCAAUGCAAGGUCUACGACUCCAUGCUGGCUCUACCCCAAGAUCUCCAGGCUGCCCGCGCUCUGGUUGUCAUCUCCAUCCUGGUCGUGCUCCUGGGCAUGCUCCUUUCUGUCGCUGGAGGCAAGUGCACCAACUGUGUGGAGGAUGAGGCAGCCAAAAGCAAAGUGGUCAUUACUGCUGGUGUCUUCUUCAUUGUUGGCGGCAUCCUGUGUCUCAUUCCCGUCUCCUGGUCAGCCAACGAAAUCAUCCGCAACUUCUACAACCCUGUGAUGAUCGAUGCCCAGAGGAGGGAGCUGGGGGCAUCCCUGUUCAUUGGAUGGGGGUCUGCCGGGCUGCUUUUGAUUGGGGGGAGCCUUCUGUGCUGCCAGUGCAACAAAAAAAAGGACAGCAGGUACUCUGUCAAAUACUCUGCUCCUCGCUCAACAGCCAGUGCAGGUGCCUAUGUCUGAUCACCAAAGAAGUCUGCACACCAAGAACUAAACUGAACUUUUAAAUGUUUUUUAAAAAUUGUUUUAAUAAAUUAAAACUUGUCAUUUUA
Molecule: messenger RNA, 1936 nt
Organism: Boleophthalmus pectinirostris (great blue-spotted mudskipper)
Lineage: Eukaryota; Metazoa; Chordata; Actinopteri; Gobiiformes; Gobiidae
Exons: 3
Coding region: 114-1847 (577 amino acids)
Biological process (GO): cell adhesion; bicellular tight junction assembly
Cellular component (GO): bicellular tight junction; plasma membrane
Molecular function (GO): structural molecule activity
Source: RefSeq, a predicted model, not a curated record